Messenger RNA from Cannabis sativa, 1421 nucleotides. RefSeq lists its product as uncharacterized. Lineage: Eukaryota; Viridiplantae; Streptophyta; Magnoliopsida; Rosales; Cannabaceae. The transcript is spliced from 3 exons. The record is from RefSeq and is a predicted model, not a curated record. Bases 245 to 1180 code for a protein of 311 amino acids.
AUCAAGUGAUCUGCAAAUUCAAAGUUUUCGUAUAUAGAAGAAGACUUAGCUUCAUCCUUAAUUACCUGUCAUUUCCUUUUCCAGAGUUUCUUUUUUUUUUCUCUCUUUCACAUAUGAAUAUUUUCUUUUUAGCCCUUAAACUUGUUUAUAUUGACAAAAAGUUUUUCACACUUUUAGACCAAAAACAUUGAAAGAACGAAGAAAGAGAAACGAAAAACCUAAUACCACCCUAACUUCCUCUCCCAUGGCGGCUCCGCCGGCGACAAUGCACGUCAAGUCAGACUCGGAAGUAACGAGUUUCGACCAGUCUACUCCCCCGAGGUCCCCACGGCGGCCGCUCUAUUACGUCCAGAGCCCAUCGAACCACGACGUGGAGAAAAUGUCGUACGGGUCAAGCCCAAUAGGGUCACCUCGCCACCACAACUACUACCACUGCUCCCCAAUCCACCAUUCCCGCGAGUCCUCUACCUCCAGAUUCUCUGCCUCACUAAAAAACCCCAGAACUCUCUCCGCCUGGAAAAAGAUUCAGCCAGGACAGGAGUCUGACGAAGACGACGACGAUCAAAACAGCUUCGUUUCGCGAGACAAGGGCAGAAAUAUCAGACUGUUAGGCUUCACUUUGCUUUUUGUAGUUCUUUUUACUCUCUUUUCUGUGAUUCUUUGGGGUGCUAGCAAGUCCUACAAGCCUGAAGUUGUCGUUGAGAAUAUUGUUAUUAGGCGAUUCGAUAUUCAGGCAGGGAAUGAUCGAACAGGGGUAGCCACAGAUAUGUUGUCACUGAAUUCGACGGUCAGGAUCUUAUACAGAAAUCCAGCCACAUUCUUCGGCGUCCACGUCACGUCUACUCCUCUCGAGCUUCACUACUACCAGCUCAAGGUGGCCUCUGGAGAGAUGAAGAAGUUUCAUCAACGGAGGAAAAGUCAUCGGAAAAUAGUGACUAUAGUAUUGGGACACCAAAUUCCUCUCUAUGGUGGAAUUUCAGACGUCGGAGGUGCUAAAUAUGAUGUCGAAAAAGUUGUCGUUCCCCUGAAACUGACAUUCAAGAUGAGGUCACGGGCCUACAUUUUGGGCAAGCUGGUAAAGUCUAAGUUUUAUACAAAAGUCCAAUGCUCUGUCAUCCUCAGGGGCAAAAAACUUGGCAAGCCCUUAAAACUGACUAAUUCAUGUACCUAUAACGAAUAAAUUAUUUGUUCUCUCAUUUUCUAAUUUGGACGGUACCAUUUUGGCUUGGUUGUCUAACCAUUUUGUUCAUCUGUAAAAGUUAUAUAACCUGGCUUUGUCCUCAUUGCUGCAAGCUUUGAAGAACUGUAAUUAUAGGUGCUACUGUGCCAGUGAUCUAGUUGACUUUCCAAGUUGUUUUGAAUGGAAAAUCCCAAAAAUAUUUAAGCUUAAAUGCCUGAAUCCUAUGCUGUGACAGGUAAAA